AUGUGGGCACGAAUGUCUCGCAUGGGAUUCUCAUUCUCGCAAGCCACUAUCUAUACGCGUACACGAGCUUUCCACUCACAACGCAGACGUCUCUUGCCAAGCUUCCGGAACAACUAUCGGUACCAGCGUUUCCAGCAGAGCAAGAACAUAUUCCAAAGAUGGGCGGCGAGACCUACAUUCUACUAUGAAGUCGGUGGCAUCGGACUUGCUGGAGGAGGCUUUUAUGUCUACAACUUGGAAGAUGUGCCGGUCUCUGGCAGACGACGCUUCAAUAUUAUCGGUCCUGAGCGCGAGAAAUCGAUAGCCGGUGGAGUUGGGGAGAUGGUUCUCAAUCAGUACCGCGAUCGUAUCCUACCUCCACACGAUAGACGGGUGCAAGCGGUGCAGCGCGUUCUCCAGCGACUGAUGCCGGUCUCCGGUAUCGACAAUAAAGAGUCGUGGAAGGUGUAUGUGAUUGAUAGCAACGAUGUCAACGCAUUUGUCACACCAGACAACAACGUGUUUGUAUUCACUGGCAUUCUGCCCAUAUGCAAGAACGAGGAUGGCAUUGCUGCAGUGCUCGGUCACGAAAUAGCCCAUAACUUUGCGCAUCAUACUGCUGAGAAGGCUAGCCGGGCUGCGAUUCUGUAUAUCCCAACUCUUUUUGUUGAGCUGGCCAUACCUGGCACGUGGUCUAUUACGAACCAGAUUCUCAACCUGAUCCUUUCCUUACCGAAUGGUCGUGCCCAGGAGUCCGAAGCUGACUACAUUGGACUAUUAAUGAUGGCUCGAGCCUGUUAUAAUCCUGAAGAAGCUGUGAGGCUAUGGUCACGCAUGGCUGAAUACGAGAAAAGGAUCGGGGGUGGUACCCCGCCCGAGUUCAUGAGCACUCAUCCUUCUUCAAACAACAGAGGAAGUAAAAUGAGUGAAUGGAUGUACGAAGCUGAGGCUAAGCGCAUGGAGUCUGACUGCCAGGCGACGAUCGGAUACUCGAAUGCAUUUCGACGUUCCGGCGCCUUUGGUGGCUAUAGUUAA
Molecule: messenger RNA, 1014 nt
Organism: Pseudovirgaria hyperparasitica
Lineage: Eukaryota; Fungi; Ascomycota; Dothideomycetes; Acrospermales; Acrospermaceae
Exons: 5
Coding region: 1-1014 (337 amino acids)
Biological process (GO): protein quality control for misfolded or incompletely synthesized proteins; mitochondrial protein processing
Cellular component (GO): mitochondrial inner membrane
Molecular function (GO): metalloendopeptidase activity
Source: RefSeq, a predicted model, not a curated record